UGCGGGAUCUGGGCUGGAGGCCAUGGACUAUGGGGGGGAUCUGGGCAGGGGGCAGCAGGGUCUGUGCCGGGGACUCUCGGGAGGGUGCCUUAGAGCAGGCACUGCGGGGCGCGGUCCUGUGAGUGGAUGGGGAUGGAGCCCGCAGAGCCGGACUACCAGAAGCAAUUCCAGGCCGCUGUCAGAGUCAUUCAGGGCCUGCCUAAGAACGGGUCCUACCGCCCCCCCUACGAGGUGAUGCUACAGUUCUACAGCUACUACAAGCAGGCGACAGUGGGCAGCUGCAAGAUCCCCCGGCCUGGAUUCUGGGAUCCCAUCGGCCGGUAUAAGUGGGAUGCGUGGAGCAGGCUGGGGAAGAUGUCCAAAGAGGAGGCCAUGGCAGCAUAUAUCUCGGAGAUGAAGAAGAUAGCCCAGAAGGUCAUUGACACGAUCCCAGCAGGCGAGAUGUCUGAGGACGUGUUUGGGUUCUUCGAACCUCUCUACGAGGUGAUACACGAUAUGCCCCGGCCCCCCGAGUCCUUCUUCAAGAAGAAGGCUGGCGACGGGCUGGGCCGUGCUGACGAAGCCCUCAAGGGCAGCCAAGUGUCCGGCGACUCGGAAAGCGAAGUCUACAGUGACACCCUGGAGCAGAUAGAGCCUGGCCAGGCUGGUCAGCGCGUGGCUGGGCAGAGCCUUUCCCUAAGCGGUCCUCAUGCAGCCAGCCUACAUGCCGAUGUCGGGCGUGAGUUGCCGGAAACCUGCAGGGAGGGAGAGCCUGGCGAAGGCGGCGGACUAGCCGGGCAGAGCAGUGAUGGCCCCAGGCCCCUCGGCACAGAGAGAGAGCUGCAGGCUGCCCCGGGAUCGUGGGGAGCCAGGGGCUGUCCUGAUGCUGACCAGGGGGAAGCAGCGAGCGCAGGGCUCUGGCCGGAGCUGGAUGUGCAGCUGCUUGGCACCGUCCGUGCCCUGCAGGACAACAUGCGGAGCGUCUUGAAGAGGCUGAGCCACCUGGAAACGCUGAGCACCAUGCAAGGGCACGAGCUUGGGUCCGGCCCUUGCCACCGGCUGGCUGUGCUCAAUACGCAGAAGCCAUCCCGCUGGCCGCUGGAGGUCUCUGCUCGCACCCUGCUGUUCCUUCUCGCCUGGCCCUUCGUCGUCCAGUGGCUGCUAAGGCGUUUCCAGCGCAGGAAGAGGUGAUUGUUUUCUGUCUGAAUGUGCAGCGCUGAGCAGAAACCCCGGUCGCGGCAGGAACAUGCCGCCUGGCUGGAGCUUGCAGCUCAGCCAUCAGGACUCAGCACCCAGCAGACCCGCAGCUCCACAAUGGGUAACUAAAGUGAUGCUACUUCCAGGAGCUGGGAGAGGACAACAAUCCCGUCAGCACUCUCUGGGGGAGCAGUGGGUGUCUCCCAGGUGCCAGGGACAGAUCCUCUGAAACACAAACCAGUCCAGAAGUGUGGCAAGGAGAGAUCAGAUUCAGCAGUUCCUCAGCAAGCUUGGAGCCAUCAGCUCGGUCUGGAGGACCCCAGCCUGGGUCUGGCCCAGCAUAUUCUCCUCUGAGAUGCCAUUUCACUUGUGGGAGGACCGGGGGACUCUCGUGGGAGGCCUGCCAGCAGGCUCCUCUUGUCUCUCCCCACUCACGCCCGCUCAGGUGAUCUGCAGCACGACAGUGGUAGCAAAUGAAACACCCCCAUUAAAGAAAAACAGCUUUUC
Messenger RNA from Dermochelys coriacea (leatherback sea turtle), 1683 nucleotides. RefSeq names its product acyl-CoA binding domain containing 4 (gene ACBD4). Gene Ontology annotation, biological process: fatty acid metabolic process. Lineage: Eukaryota; Metazoa; Chordata; Testudines; Dermochelyidae. The transcript is spliced from 10 exons. Gene Ontology annotation, molecular function: fatty-acyl-CoA binding. The record is from RefSeq and is a predicted model, not a curated record. Bases 127 to 1170 code for a protein of 347 amino acids.